Messenger RNA from Saxophila tyrrhenica, 597 nucleotides. RefSeq lists its product as uncharacterized. The record is from RefSeq and is a predicted model, not a curated record. The coding region runs from base 1 to 597 and encodes 198 amino acids. Lineage: Eukaryota; Fungi; Ascomycota; Dothideomycetes; Mycosphaerellales; Extremaceae. The transcript is spliced from 2 exons.
AUGAAGUUCACUUCAUCCUUCCUCUCCCUGGGCCUCACCGCUGUCGCCUUCGCUUCACCAGUCGCAGUGCCAGAAGAGCAUGCUCUUGAGGAACGAACGUUCAAGUUCGGGCGCCCGACCAGCGCCUCAUCAGCCUUUAAGGCGACACCCAUCAUCGGCUGCAUCCUUCCCUUCCAGGCCACAGCCAUUGUCAACGGCUUCAACUACCUCUUGGCCAACCCCAAGGCCUCCAACUUCGAGACAACAGCCAAUGCGCUCCUCUCUAACGACUUCACGGAUACCUCCGACUCAAUCAACCAGCUCGCUGGAAUUCCCGAAGGCAGCGUGACCUUCGCCAGCAAAGCCGACCUCAUCGCCGGCUCCACCGCGCAGCCGCCGCUCAUUCUGGAGACUCUCGAUAUCUUCUGGAGCUGCAACGCCAUCAGCUGGCGAUGGGUCUCGACGUCCGGCGCGGGUAACGAUGUUACGCCGGUGAAGGGCAUCGACAACUUCUACAUCAACCCGCAGGGCCAAAUCAAGUCCACCUAUGCCGAGUUCAACUCUGGCGCUUGGUUGGCGAACUUGGGGUAUCCGGAGUGCAGUGCUUCGAGUGCUUGA